Messenger RNA from Cladocopium goreaui, 2958 nucleotides. NCBI's taxonomy places the organism in Eukaryota, Dinophyceae, Suessiales, Symbiodiniaceae. The record is from the annotation of a GenBank genome assembly.
AUGAGGGCUGCGCGGGGAUGUUCACGCCUAGCUUUGCUUCGAAACCCCUGGAGGUAUUUUAAUGGUGUUGAGUCAGCUACGCACUGGUCACGCAAAUGCGCAAACACAUCUGUUGUGGAGGCUGAAAUUGGUAGCCCAGCGGAUGUGGCAGCAUUUGCUGCCUUGGAGCCCCACCCAAGGAGUGUGCAGUAUUUGAUCUCUACCGUGGAUCCCGAGGAAAUAUGGGAUUUCCUCCAUACAGAGAUGCCGAUUCGUUAUGCUGAGAGAAUACGGUCCUUGGAACAUGUACCUCAUUGGAAUUCAGUCCGAGAUCUUGUUCGAGUUCAUGACGCUCAAACCAAGUCCUUCAAGGCAUUUCGCCAAGCCAGCAUCCACAGCUCAGCUCAGGUUGCGCAUGAGGCCAUCCUUCGAGAACAAGGUGUUGUAGAGAUGUUGGCGAAGUCAGUGCAUCAACUGCGACAUGACUUUGGUGAAUCCAUUACAGAUGGCUUUGUGAGUAAGUUUCUGGAUGACUUCCUGCUGAACCGCAUCGGCUGCCAAGUGCUCUUGGGCCAUUUCUUAGCUUGCCGAGCCGGUCAAAAGAAUGGGAUCAUUGACCCACAGUGCAACACCAAAAGGGUUUGCCUAGGAGCUGCGAAGGCAGUGCUGGAAAUGUGUGUGGAGUGUACAGGAUGCAGUCCGAGUGUUCAAGUGGAAGCUUUUUCUUCCUGCGGUGGGGGCCUGGAUGAUGACAACACCCCCAAGUUCCCCUACAUGCCUCACGUCUUGAAGUACGUUGUGAUGGAGUUGUUGAAGAACAGCUGCCGAGCAACCGCGGACAUGUUGGGCAACAAUCCGCGCCUUCGCGUGGAUGAUUGUCCCAUCAAUGUGAUUGUUUGCGCCGAUGAGGAUCAUGUCACAAUUUGUGUGGCAGACAGAGCACAAGGAAUCCCCAGAGGAGUUAAUGCGUGGUCCUACUUGUACACAACGGCCAAAGAUGGAGCGUACGGCUCAGAGAAGCGAUUGGCUGGACAUGGCGUAGGCCUGCCACUGUCAAGACUGUAUGCUCGUUACUUGGGUGGUGCGCUGGAUUUGGUGUCGUUGCCGGGGUAUGGAACACAUGCCUAUGUCAACUUGCCUCGAGUUCAGUCGCAGCAGGUGGAAGUGGUCCCAGUCGUGGCUUGUGCUGUGUUGGCCCUCAGCUGUUUCAGCGACCAUCGGCAAGUCGUGGAUUCCACGUUGGAUGAACGGGAUGUGUUUGAGGCCCAAUGCCUCUCUGCAAUGAUGGCAGUAUGGCGCUGGUGUGCCCCUCUUGCAACCACGGUCUAUGCAGAGGUUGUCGAUAUGUCGAUUUCGCCUUUCCGAUCACUUUGUCCCCCCUACACUCUGAGCGAUGACGAAGGUGACUUUCACCUUCAGUCUUCCCAUGCAGAUGCGCCUCAGUGCUCUGUGCAGCAACUGGCACAAAGUUUUGCCGAACAGCUGCAGGAUGCGGCUCGCUCUGCGAAGAUGCUAUGGUUGGUGGCCACUCGGUACUAUUGGCCGGAGCGAUGGGAAGCGUACAUGGCGCUCUACGAGACCAUGUCGCAGCUGGAGUGCUUUGCAGCCUUCCGCGGCUGCUAUCCGGGUGGCAUGACUCAGGAAGCUGCCACGGUGCUUCCCGUUUGCUUGGCCUUUCGCCAGGCACAACGUGUCUUCCAGAUUGACGCAUACCUCAAGGAUGCUGCGGGUCAACUUGGCAAGCCUCUGGUGAUCAGUGAGGACAUGUUAAGACGCCUGAAUCAUCCUUGUUUUGAAAGCGAUGGUCUCUCCAAUUUUCAGGCUCAUGACCUGCUGAGACGUCAGGCCAUGUUGCCAGCCUCCAACCUCUUUGGCAGCUACACUGGAGAGCCCUUGCCAGGGUCUGGCUUUGGGCAUCCACAGCUAACGGCCUUUUGGAUUCCCAGGUGGACGGCUCCAACUCCGCACAGCUUCGGGGUGUGCGAGCAGAAUGACUUGCUGAAGUGGUAUGAUGCUUUCGAGCCACCGUUUAUGCCGAAUGAAAUGCCUGCCGAGUGGGCGCAGUGGGUGGUCAACCUGGGCGCUGCAGAUGGAUCCUGUGAUCAGGACAUACCCAGACAAGACAACAUGGAACGUGGGCCACUGGGUUCCAACGAUCCUGCCAACUGCUUGCUUCGCGAAGGAUUUGGAGGCUACCUCUUUGAAGGUGAUGAGAAGCACGGCGCUGCCCUCAAUGCCCUGAUCGGGGAUCGGAAGGACGUGCAGCUGCAGCUGGGCUUCGCUGAUCCCAGCAGUGUGGCCAAGAAAUUGUUGCGGCACAUCGUGCAGCGGCGCCUGGGGCAGCCCUUGUUAUUGAAGGUCGAUGUGGACAAUUGCGAUUGUUGUUUCGUGGAAACCCUUCUGGAAGCUGGUUUGAAGCCGCUGGUCAUCCAUGUGGAAGUGAGCCCCUUGGUGCCGCCACCUUUCAUUUACAGGCCAAAGGAAUUUGACCCCUACAUCCAGGACUCUAUGGAAUUUCUGAAUGCCUCAGAGGGACGUCGAGGACACAUGCGACACUGCUCACUUUCAGCCUUCGAAGAGAGUUUGGGCAAGUUUGGCUAUCGAUUGGUGUACUUCCACUAUCAUGACGCCACCUUUGCGCUGCCGCCGGUUGAGCCGCCCCCUUGGAUUGUUGGCCGGACGGCCGCAGAGGUUUGGUAUGGUGUUUUCUUUUGCCAUCCAAUGCGUACGGUAGACCCGCUGGAAGUGCUCUACAAGCAGAAAUUUCUCUACGACUACAGGCAAUGGAGCGACUUGGAGGUUCCCAGCAGUGAGCGACUGCAGAAACUGCAGCGCUAUUUGGAUGCCUGGCGUGUGCCGCCUGACAGCUACAUCCUGAAAGAGGAAGAAACUUCUGACCGAGCAGAGAGAGAAUUGGGUAGUGACAUGUAUAGGCUGAUCCUCAACUCCAAUGUGGUCGAUGUGUUCGAUUGUAGUUGA